AUGAGCAUUGCAGAGCAACUAAAAAAAGUACGUGAGCAGACUACAACUGAAAAAGGGCAGAUUUGCCUUUUCAGAGAGUGGAAGGGCGAGCCAGACAUUCUCUUCUACGCGCGCGUGGAGGAGGCAAAGGAGCUUUUUUCAAUCUAUCACGGAAGCUUCUACGAAAGGGUGCAGAGGUACUUCGAGUACUUUACGGAUGAGAGGAGCAAAGACUCAAGAAGAGACAGAAUGACGGAAAGAGAAAACCACAGCCUUUCAAAGAGAAUGAAAACAUUUUUGGAAGAGCUGCAGCCGUACAUGCACCACGAGUAUGCGCAGAUUGUCCUUGAAUGGCUUAUUAGAAGGUACCGAAUCGACAAGCAGGAAUUUGAUCACCUGGCGAUCAGCACCAUAAGGGUGCCCUGCGUGCAGGACAUUUUGUACGAGUCGCUCCGCACCAGCCUUACUGUGGAAAACCCGAUGCACGAAAUUCUUGCGUGCCACAGCCUGCCGCAGUAUAUAGGAAAAGCACUGGCCAAGGCGAUCGCCCCAAAUGUGCACCUGCUGAAAACAUUGAAACACAUAGAGGAGGACGCAGACACAGUUGGGUUUGUGGUGUUUCUGGAGGCUGUCUCUGGAAGCCUGUUUUCUGCUGAGGGCGUGAAGGAAGAGGUUAUAGAAGAGUGGGUGGACUCUGUUCUCGGGUGCAGGAGCAGGCUGCUGCAGAAAAAGGCGACAAGCGCAAUACUUGGCCCGCUGGAGUCGAUUCUCCUUUGGAUCGUGCAGAACCAUGACCUCGUGGACGACGUGGCUGCGCAAAUCAACGCUUUCAGAAAGAAGGUGGAGGCGCCUGCAGCCGUGCAUAUAGAGGAGCAGGCGCACAAGUUCAUCACGCUGUACGCACAUUUUAAGCGCACCGGAGAGAAGAGCAUGCUUCUUGCAGAGCAUCCGGCAGAGUUUGUGCAGCAGCUGGCGGCGGAGAAGGAGGAAGUGCCGUGCUGGCUGGAAGUGGUGAAAGAGGCAGUCUUUGGGAACCUGCUGCUGCAGGGAAGCGUGCUGCUCUCUCUGUUUUUGGAGAAAACAUGGCUGGCACAUGCGCUGAGUGCUGACCCAAGGUGGGGGGCGCUUGCGAAAAAGCAUCCGACGAUAUCCACUUUGGUCACACUAGACGAGAAGAAGAACGCAGAAAUCUUUACAAAAAAGUUUAUGAAAUGCUUCUGCGAAAUGCUUCCAAAUCCGCCCCUGGAAAAGUGGCUGUUCAGAAAAGCCGCACAGACAGAGGAGCUGAAGCUGGCGCUGUCCGUGAUUUUGCCCGUUGUUUCCGACAGCACAAUCGAGGCAGAGGUCUCCCAAAUAGAGACCUGGGAGAAGGCCGUGCUUUUUAUCAAGGAGCCCAAAAUGCACGUGUUUUUGCAAAACAUCAGCAAGGAUCUUCUUGUUGGAAACUUCUUGCAGUACGCAAGCGCGAUUUCCAAGUUCGAAAACUACACGCCGCUUGUGCAGGAGCUCUCACAGGAGGAAAAAGACGGCUUGCUUGCAGCGUUUAGGAAGAGGCAGGAGAAGAAGAAGCUUUCGGGACAGGAGCUGCUCUUUACCAUGCGCGUGUACAAUGACUUGGGCGCUCCGAUCGAGGCGCUUUUGUCUGUAGGAGAGAAAGUUGCAAAACUCCCAGAGCAGGAAAGAAAGCGCCCUGUCAAGGCGAUGCUGGAGCUGUUUGCAGAGAAAGAGGGCGCUGUGAACGGCUCGCGCCUGCUGGACAUUGUGCGGAGUGUGGAAAGCGUGGACAUAGACACCACGCUCUCGGUGCUCGUGUACAGAGCAAUGCUUGCGCUGGAGGCGGCAGAGGCAGGGUCUCUCAUUACGAGCGGCCUUCUCUUGCCGGAGACUCUGGAGGCCCGUGUUUUAAGGCUUUUAUGCAAAGACAACGCAGAGCUUGUUUCUCGCGUGUUUGCAAAGUGCAUGGGCUCUCUUGAGCACAAAGAAGUCAUUCAGGUGGCCUCCGCAGGAGUUCACACAGAGCUACUCGUGGCUGGAAUCUCCCAGAUAUUUGAAGAGUUGCCGCAGGACAUAAAAAUCAAACUGAUUCAGGUAUCCAUCGAGCAGAGACAGAGCGGGGCGCCGCUUCUGUUUGACGAGCUUAAGAAGCGGGUGCUGCCAGAGGAGAUUCUUCGCUCGGUUGCAGGCGGAAGCAAGUACUCGGUUGCGCUGGCGCUAGACACGGCAGUGGAAAUGGUGGGCGUCGACGCAGAGGCAUCAGAGGACAGCGAGGCUGGCUUGGAGGUGAGCCUGCUUCUUCUGAAUACCCUGCUAUUGGCGAGGAAAAUGUCGCUGGGAGAGCACAUGCUUCUGAACUGGGAAAGAGGCAUAUUGCCCAUGAAAAACAUGCCAACUUUGCUGGCGCGCAAGAUGAAAGAGUCCUCUGCGUCCAUUGUGAAGGGGCUGGUCUCGCGGUAUCUUAAGAAAAACCUGUCUUCAACCGUGCUUCUGCUUGCGCUGGUGCAGGAAAAGGUGGCGGAUUCAGCUAUGCUUUUGAGCGUUCUGAAGCACAGCCCAUCUUCCAAGUCUAGAGUUCUUCUUCUACGAGACACGCUUAGAAGGCCUGGGGCAGACAGCCUUGCCAUUGUGCAGAGCGUGCUUCAGGACAGAAAGUCCCCGCUUAUUCGAUACUAUGUGCAGUCAAGGCUGCCUCACAUUGUGAAGGCUGUUUUGAGGCACAAAGACACGCAUCCUGGCCUCGUGUCGGAGAUUAUUGGAAACCUGGUCAGGAGAGAAAAGAACGUUAUGUAUCCGUACGUGGCAGACAUGCUAAAUCUUAUCAAGCAAACCCGAAAGAAGAGCCUUGUCCGCCCCUUGGCUAAGAUAGAGCUGCGGCAUUUGAUUGGAAGCAUAGAAAGCAGGAAGGACCUCAUGAUUCUUAAAGAGUAUGUGAGGUACAGGAUGGAGAGCCUUGAGGAGGAAGAGGUGGGCCAGCUCGCGUCUUUCUACAUAGAAAGAAUACACACACGCUCGGGCGCGCAGGCGCUUGUCGAGCUUUUCCCAGCGAUUUCGGACAAGCACGCAGUGUGGGUCUCUAUACUCAAGCAGCUGGGCGGGUUCACAGAGAAGUUUGUGCACAUUCUCCUCAGAGUGUCAAAGUUCGACCGGAAGGGAGAGUGCAUGGCAUCGCUUUCCUGCGUAUACUCCAGACUCGAGAAUAUUCUUAUAGACGCGCUGGAAAGCAGCGCAAAUGCAGAAAUUCUUACAGUUAUGAGGAGGUUCUUUAUGCACGAAAAGUCCACGCUGGUGUCUGUUUCGCGCAUUCUGGACGCGUCUAUGCAGUCUAUUGCAGCCUCCAAGAAAGUUCCGGCCCUUGUUUCUGCCCUUUUCUACUCGCAGUCUGUAAACAGUCCGUCUGAGGCAGAAGAGAUCAACCAUAGAAUACUCGUUGACCUGGUCAAGGCCGAAGGCGACAGAAAGGCCGCACUUUUCAGGACACUGGAAAAGGCAUACAGCACAAACCCGAUCUUUAUAACAAGGAUUCUUGGGCAGAGCGCGCCAUACUUUGCAAUUCUCCUGGAGUCCAAGGACAGAGCCACGCGAGAGAAGGCCGAGCACCUUAUGAAGCACAUUAAGGAAGUCUCAGAAGAAGACCCGUACAGGUUCCUCUGA
Messenger RNA from Nematocida major, 3627 nucleotides. RefSeq lists its product as uncharacterized. The transcript has a single exon. NCBI's taxonomy places the organism in Eukaryota, Fungi, Microsporidia. Bases 1 to 3627 code for a protein of 1208 amino acids. The record is from RefSeq and is a predicted model, not a curated record.